AUGGCUUAUGCCUGUUGCGCGCUUCUGCUCAUCGCUGUCCAACUGGUCGGCCUCGGACGGCCCUCCGGGCUCGGCAGGUGUCCCAAACACAAGUACAUGCAAGACUUCAACAUCACCAAGUUCACAGGUCGAUGGUACGAGAUCGAACGCUCCUUCUACCUGAUGGAACUAACAUCUGCAUGCAUCGAGAUCGACCUCAGCGAGAACGAUCGUGGUCAGAUCGACGUCUCCGUCAGCACCAUAGGAAGAUGGUCUGGAAGCGCAACUGUAAGCCGUGGUGUGGCUACUACCUCCAAACGGCACCCGAGUAUUUUUCUCUUUAAGGUCAGCACCACCUUACCAAACACAGUUGCCAGAUUCUUACCAGGCGCUGGGUUCUACCAAAUCCUCGAUACCGACUACGAAGAUUUCGCAGUGCUCUGGACAUGCACUAGCCUAGGUUUAGCUCAUACAGAUUUAGUUUGGAUUCUUGGCAGAAGUAGAGAACUGAACGUUACAACGAGAGCGAACAUCUACGAUUAUUUGUUGCUUCGUCACAUCGAUUCUGAACGUUUAAUAUUAUCGAGCAACAAUUGUACACUUGAAUAACAAUAAAU
Molecule: messenger RNA, 596 nt
Organism: Nicrophorus vespilloides
Lineage: Eukaryota; Metazoa; Arthropoda; Insecta; Coleoptera; Silphidae
Product: apolipoprotein D-like
Exons: 4
Coding region: 1-588 (195 amino acids)
Molecular function (GO): pigment binding
Source: RefSeq, a predicted model, not a curated record